ACCCCUAAUGAUUGUUCAAUGCGCAGCUUUGUCCAGCAGAGGGAGCUCUAUCUCCACUCAGGGUUUUCCGCGGAGGAGCGGAGCCUCCGAGGCCCCCCCUUCGCGCGCUGCUCCGCGGCGUUGUUUUCCACUCCUGGAUGAUGAGGCGCCAGCGCAACGCACCGGGCUGAGGAGGCGGAUAAUGAGCAGCCCAGACAGCGAGCCCGAGCCCACCGAAUCCACGCGGCCCCUCAGAUCCGGGGGGGACACCAUGACACGCGGACCGAGCAGCAGCAGAGAUUCAUCCGCAGACCUCUGAGUGAAGCGGCAGCAUGGCGGGGGGUCGGAGGGGACUUGUGGCCCCCCAGAACACUUUUUUGGAGAAUAUUGUCAGGCGGUCGAACGUUUGGACACUGUCCCAUAGACACACAGACACCAACUUUGUCCUGGGAAAUGCUCAGAUUGUGGAUUGGCCCAUUGUGUACAGCAAUGAUGGUUUCUGUAAGCUGUCGGGGUACCACAGAGCAGAAGUGAUGCAGAAAAGCAGCACAUGCAGCUUCAUGUACGGGGAGCUCACAGACAAGGACACGACGGAAAAAGUGCGACUAACAUUUGAAAAUUACGAGAUGAAUUCAUUUGAAAUACUGAUGUACAAGAAGAACAGGACACCGGUUUGGUUCUUUGUAAAGAUUGCUCCCAUUCGAAAUGAGCAGGAGAAAGUGGUCCUGUUCCUCUGCACAUUCAGUGAUAUCACAGCCUUUAAGCAGCCUAUUGAAGAUGAUUCCUCCAAAGGCUGGGGGAAAUUUGCACGACUGACUCGAGCUCUCACGAGCAGCAGAGGAGUUUUACAGCAACUGCAGCCCACAGUCCACAAAGGAGAGAAUGUCCUCAAGCACUCCCGCCUGGCUGAGGUCACUUUUGUUUGUGUGGUUCUGCAGCUGGGCUCCGACAUCCUACCUCAAUACAAACAGGAGACCCCCAAAACCCCCCCUCACAUCAUCCUACACUAUUGCCUCUUCAAGACCACGUGGGACUGGGUCAUCCUCAUCCUCACCUUCUACACCGCCAUCAUGGUGCCCUACAACGUCUCCUUUAAGACCAAGCAGAACAACGUGACGUGGCUGGUGGUGGACAGCAUUGUGGACGUCAUCUUCUUGGUGGAUAUAGUUUUGAACUUUCACACCACGUUUGUCGGGCCCGCGGGCGAGGUCAUCUCAGACCCCAAGCUGAUCCGAAUGAACUACCUGAAGACGUGGUUCGUCAUCGACCUGCUGUCCUGCCUGCCGUAUGAUGUCAUCAACGCGUUUGAGAAUGUCGACGAGAAUUGGAACCACCGUGCUGUCACUCAAGGGAUCAGCAGUCUGUUCAGCUCCCUUAAGGUGGUCCGGCUGCUCCGUCUGGGCCGGGUCGCUCGUAAACUGGACCACUACAUCGAGUACGGAGCAGCUGUUCUGGUGCUGCUGGUGUGUGUUUUUGGCCUGGCUGCACACUGGCUGGCCUGCAUCUGGUACAGCAUUGGGGAUUACGAGGUCAUAGAUGAGGAAACCAACGUCGUCCGCAUGGACAGCUGGCUCUACAUCCUCGCUGAGACCAUGGGGAGGCCGUAUCGCUUCAACACCACGGGUUCAGGAAAGUGGGAAGGCGGACCAAACAAAGACUCUGUCUACAUCACCUCCCUGUACUUCACCAUGACCAGCCUGACCAGCAUCGGCUUUGGCAACAUCGCCCCGACGACGGACGGAGAGAAAAUCUUUGCCGUGGCCAUGAUGAUGAUUGGAUCCCUUCUGUAUGCCACCAUCUUUGGUAACGUGACGACCAUCUUCCAGCAGAUGUACGCCAACACGAACCGUUACCACGAGAUGAUCAACAGCGUCCGGGACUUCCUGAAACUCUAUCAGGUUCCUAAAGGCUUGAGUGAAAGAGUCAUGGACUAUAUCGCCUCCACCUGGUCCAUGUCCCGCGGUAUAGACACUGAAAAGGUGCUGCAGAUUUGCCCAAAGGACAUGAGAGCAGACAUUUGUGUUCAUCUCAACCGCAAGGUUUUUAAGGAGCAUCCGGCUUUCAGGCUAGCCAGCGACGGGUGUCUGAGAGCGCUGGCCAUGGAGUUUCAGACGAUCCACUGCGCUCCCGGAGAUUUGAUCUACCACGCCGGUGAGAGCGUGGACAGCCUGUGUUUUGUGGUGUCUGGAUCGCUGGAGGUCAUCCAGGAUGAUGAGGUGGUGGCCAUUUUAGGUAAGGGAGAUGUGUUCGGGGAUGUUUUCUGGAAAGAGGUGACUCUGGCUCAGUCCUGCGCAAAUGUCAGAGCGCUGACCUACUGCGACCUCCACGUCAUUAAACGUGACGCACUGCAGAAGGUGCUGGAGUUCUACACCGCGUUCUCCAACCACUUCUCCAGAAACCUGCUGCUUACCUACAACCUGAGAAAAAGGAUCGUCUUCCGAAAGAUAAGUGAUGUCAAACGAGAGGAGGAGGAGCGGCAGAGGCGUAAAAACGAAGCCCCUCUCAAUCUGCCCCCUGACCACCCCGUCAGAAAACUCUUCCAGCGCUUCCGACAGCAGAAGGAAGCCCGCAUGGCCACGGGGAAACCCGAUCUGGACGCCCAAGAUGUAGAGAAAGGCCCCGUCUACGCUGAUGUCCCGAUGCCCAAAGCAGCCAUCACCACCACCAGCAUCGUCACCGUAACGGAGAGCCCCGCAACGCCCUCGUCCUCAACGCCUUCACCUUUGACCCCUCCCAGCUGCAACCCCUCAGACAAGGCAAAACUCCAGGUGCCUUCGUCCAUCCCUUUGGUCGGCUGCCGGCCUGCCGAACCGGUCAAGGUCAAAGGCUGGGGCCGCUUCAAGGAGUCCAUGGCCAAAGCGGACAACUGGAACAAAGUUUCCAAAGCGGAAUCCAUGGAGACUCUACCGGAGAGGACCAAUGCGCUCGAGUCGCAGAUCUCUCUAAAGAAGACGGACUCUUGUGACAGCGGGAUCACCAAAAGUGAAUUGAGACUGGACAAAGUAGGUGAGUUUCGCAUGACUCCUCAGGACCGGAGUCCGGUUCAACCUCCGGAGACCAGGCAUGCCUUCUACCCCAUCCCAGAGCAAACCCUCCAGGCCUCGCUUCAGGAGCUGAAGCUGGAGCUAAAAGACGACCUUAAGGAUCUAAGCGUCCGAAUGUCCAGCCUGGAGGCUCAGCUCGCGGAAGCACUUAAACUUCUCAGGGCCAGGAGAUCGAGUUCUGGCUCCCCGCAGCCUCUUUUUGACAUUUCUAGACCCGCUUCGCCAGAAUUAGACAAAGAGGACAUCUUUUCUUGAAGGACAGAAACAUCAUCAGGUUACAUGGAAACCAGGAAACAGCUGGACGCCAGUAAUUUCUAUUACUGGGAGAGCUGUGGCUGCAACGAUGCAGCGUAUAAACUAGGCCUCAUGGCGGUCCGUAAGCUCCACCUGCCUGAGCUGAAGAGGUGUGCCUGCAGGUUAACAAGGUAAUGUUGACAAGUUGACAUGGUAGCCAACAUUUCUGUGUGUGUAGCACUAAUGACCAAAAGGCUACAAGAAAACUGACAGCUCCAUGUUUGUACAUAGAUCUAUUUUUCCACCGGAAAAAUAAUCUGGGCGGUUAGAUUCCUCUCCCAACAGUAGAGCUUACUUGUAGAUGUAUCUCCGUUGGGAUGCACCAAUGCAGGCAGCAUGACCCAUUGGUUUGUUUGUUCUUGAGACAUUCAUAUGAGAUUUGUUGCAUGUCAUAUAAAAUAGAUGUGUGCCUCGAAUUGCAGAUGAUUUGUUUGAUUAACUGAGGCCGCGCAGCCAGUCAUUUGCAUUAUUUCAAGUCGGCAAUAAGAGAGGAGAGACACGUCGGAA
This is a messenger RNA of Oryzias melastigma (Indian medaka), 3824 nucleotides long. It is a transcript of the gene kcnh1a, whose product is annotated as potassium voltage-gated channel, subfamily H (eag-related), member 1a. The coding region runs from base 312 to 3278 and encodes 988 amino acids. Gene Ontology annotation, cellular component: membrane. The record is from RefSeq and is a predicted model, not a curated record. NCBI's taxonomy places the organism in Eukaryota, Metazoa, Chordata, Actinopteri, Beloniformes, Adrianichthyidae. The transcript has 14 exons. Gene Ontology annotation, molecular function: delayed rectifier potassium channel activity. Gene Ontology annotation, biological process: potassium ion transmembrane transport; regulation of membrane potential.